AUGGCAGAUGCGAAGAAAUGGUCUGUAACCUACACAAAGCACAUCAAGCAGAAGCGUAAAGUCUAUCAGGACGGUUUCCUAGAGCUUCACUCGUCAAGCCACAAGGUCCUGCUAUAUGAUGAUUGUGAAAAACUAUUAGAAAGCAGGUUUGUGAAGAAAGAGGAUGUCAUCAGAUCCGGUGAAACACUGGAAUUCGAUGCUUAUCUAGUCGACAUUGGGGAUUCUCAUGGAGAUCACAAAUCUAUACCUAAUUUGAAUUUCCAAGGAAGAGAUAAAAAGGUUACGGGGAAAUCUGGAAAUUUACAUGGCCAAAAGUUCAGGAAUAAUCCAAUUUCUGUCUUGUUCACAAAACAAAUAACUCAGAAGGCCAAGAAGUUUCACGAUGGUUUCCUAAGGCUUGCAAGUUGUGGAUUGUCAGGGAGGCAGGGGAUUAUCAGGAAUGACAUGUUUGCACGGCUUGUUGAUAGUCACGUUGUUGGGCCCUUCAUUACUACCGAUGGCAUUAUGAUCAUGCUGUACGAUGCAACCAGGACACUCUUAGAUAGCAGGUUUCUUAAAAAGGAUGAAAUAAUCAGGUCUGGUGAAUCAUUAGCAUUUAAUGCUCACUUGGUGGACAUUGGAGAGACUGAAGAGAUCCAUAAAUGUCCAAUGGACUUGAAAGCUCCUGAAAGAAACUGCAGGGUAGUUGGAAAUAGCGGAACACUGUACGAACAAGAAGUCGAGGCCCACAAUGGCUCUCCGGUUGUUGAAUGGGAUGCUAUGUACACGAGCCAUAUAACUCAGAAAAACAAGAAGUACCACAACGGUAUCCUUGGACUUGCACUUUGUGGUUCCUACCAAAAGCAGGUUACUCUAUUGACUGAAGAUGGGACCCUUUUGAGCCGCAAAUUCCUCAAGUUAUCAGAAGAUGUGACUACUGGAAGUGCAUUAAAACUGCCAAAUUAUUUGGUGGAGGUUGUUGAGCCACGGACAAGUCAUAAAGGAGAGUCUCUGAAGAAUGCUUCCCCUUUAAAACAUGUGGAUUCAAACUUUAGAAGCUACGGGACCGACAAUAUCAAAUUUAGUAGAAGAGUCCCUGCAAAGCAGCCUUUGCGAGAUGCGCAUGAAAUUUUGUCCAUUCUCAAGAAACCCAUGAUUCAGGAGUGUUUUGGCAACAUGGAGAGGGCGUCUCUAGAGAAGCGCCAUGCUUCACAAUCUUUUGGUUUUUUUCAUUCUGAAAUUCAAAAUCAGGUAGAGGAACGAACUGUGCAGGACUUCUAUCAUAAGAGAAGUGCCAUAGAGGACUGUGAUGANACCAUGCUUCACGAUCUUUUGAAUCAGGUAGAGGAACGAACUGUGCAGGACUUCUAUCAUAAGAGAAGUGCCAUAGAGGACUGUGAUGAAGAAUUUACUGCUAUGCACAACUACAGUGGUGAGAUUUCAAAAUCCAAAGCUGUUGACAAUGAUCCUUCAGUUGAGAUCACCAAGUCAGCAGAUUCUAACAACAGAGGAGACUCACAACCGAAAUUUUUUACUUCAUCCAGCUUCUCUCUGGGGUAUGCAUAUACUUGA
Molecule: messenger RNA, 1551 nt
Organism: Ilex paraguariensis (yerba mate)
Lineage: Eukaryota; Viridiplantae; Streptophyta; Magnoliopsida; Aquifoliales; Aquifoliaceae
Source: the annotation of a GenBank genome assembly